This is a messenger RNA of Sesamum indicum (sesame), 1528 nucleotides long. Its product is annotated as pentatricopeptide repeat-containing protein At5g09450, mitochondrial. The record is from RefSeq and is a predicted model, not a curated record. Gene Ontology annotation, cellular component: mitochondrion. Gene Ontology annotation, molecular function: protein binding. Lineage: Eukaryota; Viridiplantae; Streptophyta; Magnoliopsida; Lamiales; Pedaliaceae.
UUCUGACAUUUUUUUUUCUUCUUUCUUAUCUUUUUUCAUUUCCCAGUUUCAUUUUUCAGUUAAUAUCUGCGUUCGUCGCUAUUUACCUAUACUACUCACGCAGCUGACAAGAAAGGGAUCGAACUACGUUAAUGGCGGCCCGCUCCCUUUUACUCACUCUUACCCGGAAUGCACGAAGGGGCAAGAAAGUUCCAUUCAGAUCCAUUUCUUCAAGCAUCGAAGCUUUUGAAGAAGGACCCAUCAUGAGAACACAUGAAGAUGAAUUUACAGAAGAAGAAAGAGAUGAUUUAAAGAGCAGAAUUUUCAGGCUCAGGCUGCCCAAGAGAAGUGUCACUAAUGUUUUACAGAAAUGGGUCAGCGAAGGUAACAAUAUCACUGUUGCUGACCUUCGGAGCAUCUCCAGGGACCUCCGCAGAUCACACCGCUACAAGCAUGCCCUCGAGAUAUCUGAGUGGAUGGUUAAUCAUGACGAGUAUCAUUUAUCUGACACUGAUUACGCUAUCCGCAUUGAUCUAAUGACCAAAGUUUUCGGCAUUGAUGCUGCUGAACGCUACUUCCAAGCGUUGCCUUCCUCAGCGAAAACCACUGAAACAUACACUGCGCUCCUCCACUCUUAUGCUGGAUUAAAGCUAAUUGAAAAGGCAGAGGAACUCUAUGAAAGAAUGAAGGGAGAAAAUCUCCCAUUGACUUCCAUCACCUACAACGAGCUCAUGACUUUGUACAUGUCAGUUGGGCAGCUGGAAAAGGUGCCAUUAAUAAUUGAAGAACUGAAACGCCAGAAUGUUGCUGCCGAUCUAUUUACAUAUAAUCUAUGGGUAAGUUCUUGUGCUGCCGCUCUAAACAUAGACGAGGUUAGAAGGAUUCUUGAUGAGAUGAGCACUGAUUCGGGCUGCAACAAAACUUGGAUUAGAUAUGUGCAACUCACUAAGAUAUACAUUACUUCUAGUCACCUAGUGAACUCAGAUUUCAGCUCCCUAGUAGAAAGUGAGAAGGGUGUUAUUACACAGAGAGAGCUGAUAUCUUACGACUUCCUCAUUAUUCUGUACGGGGCCCUAGGCAACAAAGAUAAACUUGACCAAAUCUGGAAAUCUUUGAGGAUGACCAGGCAGAAGAUGACAGGACGAAACUAUGUCUGCAUACUUUCUUCAUAUCUGAUGCUUGGGCAUUUGAAAGAGGUUGGUGAGAUAAUCGACCAGUGGAAGCAAUCCGCGACUGCAGAGUUUAAUGUGGCCAUGUGUAAUAAACUAUUGGAGGCGUUGGAGGAAGUUGGGAUGACAGAUAAGGCAACUAGUUUCCGUAUGAUACUUGGCGAAAAGGAUUGUGAGCCUAUGGAUGAUUUGAGAUGAGGUUAUGGCCAUUUCCCAUUUGAGAGAGUUUUGUAUGAUCAGAGACUGUAAUCUCAGGAGCAGAUUUAGGACUUGCAGCAGCAACAAGAGAGAAUAAUGCCAAGUUGUCUUGGUUUUAUCUGUUGAUUGUAUAAAACUUUAGUCGGAAUGGAAAAGCAUUGACAGAAAUCUUAUGAUCACCA